This is a messenger RNA of Ilex paraguariensis (yerba mate), 2517 nucleotides long. The record is from the annotation of a GenBank genome assembly. Lineage: Eukaryota; Viridiplantae; Streptophyta; Magnoliopsida; Aquifoliales; Aquifoliaceae.
AUGAAACUUCUACCAUCAGUUCUCAGACCAACCUCCCACUUAACCUCCAACCACCCACCAAAAUUCCACUACUUCCACACUUCCCCAUUCACCUCCUCUCGCGAAAUAUCUAUUUCUAAUGAAGUUAUCAAUCUUGUCAACACAGUAAACCCCAUGGAGAAUGCUCUUGAAAAGGUAGUUCAUUUUCUAUCUCCUGAAAUUGUUGCUUCUGUACUUCAAGAACAGCAAAACCCCGAACUGGGUUUUCGAUUUUUCAUCUGGGCAGCGAAAAGAAAGAGGUAUCGUUGCUGGGUUUCGCAUAAUUUUGUCGUUGAUAUGCUUGUUGGGGAAAAUAGGUUUGAUUUGUAUUGGAAAACUCUUGAAGAGGUAAAAAGUUGUGGGUUUCAUGUAUGUUCGGAUGCUUUUGUUGUGUUGAUUGCUGCUUAUUGGAAGUUGAAAAUGGCCGAAAAGGCUGUCGAGUCGUUUGGUAGAAUGAGAGAGUUUGAUUGCAAACCUGACUUAUUUACUAAUAAUAUGAUAUUGCAUGUUAUGGUUCAGAAAGAUUUGAUUUUAUUGGCAUUAGCUGUAUAUAACAUGAUGUUGAAAUCAAAUUGUGAGCCGAAUUGUUCUACAUAUAGCAUUUUGAUUGAUGGGUUAUUCAAAAAUCGGAAGACCCAAGAUGCGCUUAAACUGUUUGACGAAAUGACUGAGAGAGGCAUUUUGCCCAGUAAGAUUACGUAUACGGUGAUUCUUUCAGGUUUAUGUCAAGCAAAGAGGAUCGACGAUGCAUUCAGACUCUAUAAUUCGAUGAAAAGUAGUGGGUGUACUCCUGAUUUUGUUACUUACAAUGCUUUGCUCAAUGGGUUUUGUAAAGGGGGUAAAAUAGAUGAAGCCUUUGCGCUUCUGAGGUGCUUUAAGAAGGAUGGAUAUGUUGUUGGAGUAAAAGCGUAUAGUUGUUUGAUUGAUGGUUUAGUUAGAGCUGGGAGGUUUAAUGAAGCGCACGAUUUGUUCCAGAAACUCUUUGAGGCAAAUAUUAAACCUGACCUUAUCUUGUACACAGUUAUGAUAAGGGUGUUGUCUCAAGCAGGAAGGGUGAAGGAUGCUUUGAAUUUGUUGAGGGAUAUGACGGAGAGAGGUGUGGUACCGGACACUCUCUGCUAUAAUACUCUGAUCAAAGGGUUUUGUGAUAUGGGUCUCUUGGACCAAGCUGGAUCUCUUAAACUAGAAAUUUCAGACCAUGAUCUUUUUCCGGACACUUGCACUUAUACCAUUCUUAUCUGUGGUAUGUGCAGGAAUGGCCUUGUAGGUGAGGCAAGGCAAAUUUUCAAUGAGAUGGAGAAACUUGGAUGCUUUCCUUCAGUUGUGACCUUCAAUGCUCUUAUUCAGGGACUGUGUAAGGCUGGUGAGUUGGAAGAAGCUCACAUCAUGUUUUACAAGAUGGAGAUUGGACGAAAUCCUUCAUUGUUUCUUCGGCUUUCCCAAGGUGCAGACCGGGUUUUUGAUAGUGCAAGCCUCCAAAAAAUGGUGGAGAGAUUGUGUGACUCAGGGUUAAUUCUGAAAGCUUACAAGCUUCUCAUGCAGCUCGCUGAUAGUGGGAUUGUACCGGACAUCAUGACUUACAACAUUUUGAUCAAUGGCUUGUGCAAAGCAGGGAAAAUUAAUGGUGCUUUCAAGCUCUUCAAGGAACUGCAAAUCAAGGGACAUUCCCCUGAUUCAGUCACAUAUGGAACACUCAUCGAUGGGUUCCAAAGGGUUGACCGAGAAGAGGAUGCAUUUGCGCUUUUUGAGGAAAUGAUACAGAAUGGGUGUACCCCCAGCUCCGCAGUUUACAAAUCACUUAUGACUUGGUCUUGUCGAAAGAAAAAGAUUUCUGUAGCUUUUAGUCUUUGGCUGAAGUAUUUAAGGAGCCUUCCUGGCUGGGAUGAUGCAACAAUUAGGUUGGCAGAGGAAUAUUUUGAAAAAGGAAAUGUGGAAAUGGCUGUUCGAGGCUUGAUUGAAAAGGACUUCAAGGUGAGAGAAUUUGAUUCAGCACCAUACACUAUUUGGCUCGUUGGGUUGUGUCAGGCAUGGAGGGCCGAGGAAGCCCUGAAGAUAUUUUCUGUUCUUGAGGAGCGCGGGGUCAUUGUGUCUCCUCCAAGUUGUGUGAUGUUGAUCAAUAGUCUCUGCAAGGAUGGCAAUUUGGAUCAAGCAAUAAACAUUUUCCUCUACACUCUGGAGAAAGGUUUCCUGUUGAUGCCGCGAAUUUCCAACCAGCUGCUCAGGUCUCUUCUUCAUUCUCAAGAGAAGGUGAAGCAUGCCUUUGAUCUACUGAAAAGAAUGAAGUCUGCGGGGAAACGGACAAUGUUUCACCUGGAUAAAUAUGAUUCUGGGCUUGUAAUAGAUUCAGGAUCUGGUUCUUUCACACAGACAACAGCUACAGCAUGCUGUUGCAUCAAGACAAUUGUGUGUAUCCUACCAGAAGCAAUAAUCGUGUGCCAAUCGAAAGCACUAAACCGCAUGGUGUCCAAUGACUUCUUCAGAAAACAAAAUGAAAGAUAA